AUGAACCCCAACAUUGCAUCUGAUAACCUCAAAACCGUUCUUAUUGGUACUCAUGCCAAUAACGAUGUCCCUCCUGCUACCCCUGUUGACCUGCAAGAUGUUCCGCUCAACUCGUCUACUAUUCCCCAAAGAGAACAUUUUCAAGAUAUAGAUAUUGAUGUUGUAACGGAGGACCCUCUCUCCACGUUCGCGAAUACUCGAAGCAACGAACAAAUCUUAAAGGACAUGAAUGAAAAGCGUCGUGAGUUAAUUACUCGAAAAGCUUACCUGGCCCGUCUGGUUGCUCAACAAGGUUCAGAAACUGUCGAUGGAAACAUCGAAGAAACUCUAAAAACGUAA
This is a messenger RNA of Lobosporangium transversale, 339 nucleotides long. RefSeq lists its product as hypothetical. The transcript has a single exon. Bases 1 to 339 code for a protein of 112 amino acids. The record is from RefSeq and is a predicted model, not a curated record. Lineage: Eukaryota; Fungi; Mortierellomycota; Mortierellomycetes; Mortierellales; Mortierellaceae.